AUGACAACAUACGUAAGUAAAAUAACUGGUUUAGUUUACAUAUUCCUUGUAAUAAAUAAACAACAAUUUACACCUCGAGAAUGCUACUACAUAGGGCUCGAGGCAGCUGUUGAUGGUGUUUUACGAAAUAGUGAUGACGAUGAAAGUGAUUUUGCUAUCAUACCACCCGAUCCAAGCACAUUGACUGAUGAAGAGGAAGGUGCCGAGGAAGAUAUAGCAGGGUGUUUCAUGCCCCAUGAUGUACCUCAUACUAUAGAGGUAUUUACGAAUCCCGAAGAUGGCAGCGUCAAAUUUGACUUGUCCAAAUCGGCCAACCUCACAGACCGGCAUGUCGAUCCCGAAUGCGAGUACCAGGCGAGCAUACUUUGCGAAGAAGAUCCCUCCACACGCGCUAGUGCUAUAGAAAAACUGAGAAAUAUGAUCCAUGAGCGAGGUGAAUGCCAUCCACCGCGUAUGGAUGACGCAUUCUUGCUACGAUUCCUGCGCGUGCGCCGCUCUAUACCGGCGCGGGCACACCGCCUGAUAGUCCGGUAUUGUAAUUUCCGCGAACAGAAUAAACACCUAUGGAUCGACGUAUCCUGGUAUGGACUAAGGAAACUUGGGAAUGUGUUUGAGGGUGUCUUAUUCGAUAGACCUGACGUUGGACGACUUAUUAUUUGCCGCAUAGGACAAUGGGAUCCAGACUUUAUCCCCGCAGAAGACCUGGUCCGGGGAUGUCUCAUCUUCCUCGAGAUCGGCAUCAUGCAGCCCAAACUGCAGGUACUGGGCGGUACAGCCAUGUUGGAUUGCGAGGACAUCACACUGAAGCAUAUGCGACAACUAACGCCAUCUGUUGUCAUGCAGAUCAUAAACGUCACGGGGUUUCCAAUCCAUCAGCGUGGUAUGCACAUUAUAAACUGCUCCCGUCUCUUUGAGAAGCUGUUCUACGUGUUCAAGCGGUUCGCUCCAAACGAUGGGCUUUGGGAGAAGGUUCACUUUCAUGGAUAUGAUUUAAAUUCUUUGCACAGGUACAUCGAUCCAGAAUGUCUUCCGACACGAUAUGGUGGUCCUCGUGAACCCGUUUCCCUCAGGGAAUGGCUCACCAAAAUCAGGCAGUACAAAAACAAAAAGUUCGACGAAGACAUGAGAAGCCUGGGGUAUGCUGUAGACUGACAAGAACUCAAUAAAGUCAAAUAAAGAAUAAAAGUUAUAUUUCAGAGUCCAAUUAACAGAAUAAUAAUAGAAAAAUGGUGUUUCCUGUUUAUCCUUCUAAAGAAAUUAACCGUCAACACAUUCAAACAGUUUUUUUUCUAUAAAAGUCUGGGAUCCGUGGAACGGAAGUGAUUACUAUCAAGUUAAUUUUCCGUGAGUAGC
Molecule: messenger RNA, 1353 nt
Organism: Bicyclus anynana (squinting bush brown)
Lineage: Eukaryota; Metazoa; Arthropoda; Insecta; Lepidoptera; Nymphalidae
Product: alpha-tocopherol transfer protein-like
Exons: 7
Coding region: 1-1152 (383 amino acids)
Cellular component (GO): membrane
Molecular function (GO): phosphatidylinositol bisphosphate binding
Source: RefSeq, a predicted model, not a curated record